Messenger RNA from Eruca vesicaria subsp. sativa (arugula), 336 nucleotides. The record is from the annotation of a GenBank genome assembly. Lineage: Eukaryota; Viridiplantae; Streptophyta; Magnoliopsida; Brassicales; Brassicaceae.
AUGGUUGUGUCUUAUACCAAAAACUGUCUUGGAUCCGGCGAAGAAGAUGUAGUAGAUGAAAGUUACUUGAUAAUUUUCUUUGAUGUUAGGUCUGAGACAUUCAAGUUUGUUAAAGCAGAAUGCUUUGGUGAUCCAAAAGCUACUAAACUGAUCAACUAUAAGGGUAAAUUGGGUGGGGUAGACUUGACAUAUAAUGACUCCAAUACCAUUGAGUUGUGUAUGUGGAUUCUAGAGGAUGUUGAGAGAGAAGAAUGGUUGAAAUAUGUCUACACUUUUCCGGUGAACGAUAUAUGUGAGGUUUUCGUUGUUGGGGUGACUAGUACAUGUGAGAUCUAA